Messenger RNA from Rhododendron vialii, 1067 nucleotides. Its product is annotated as photosystem I chlorophyll a/b-binding protein 5, chloroplastic. NCBI's taxonomy places the organism in Eukaryota, Viridiplantae, Streptophyta, Magnoliopsida, Ericales, Ericaceae. The record is from RefSeq and is a predicted model, not a curated record. Gene Ontology annotation, biological process: photosynthesis, light harvesting in photosystem I; response to light stimulus. Bases 108 to 941 code for a protein of 277 amino acids. Gene Ontology annotation, cellular component: membrane. The transcript is spliced from 6 exons.
ACAUGUAAUCUAGAGGCUCAAAAGAGUUGGGGCAAGUGGUCCCAUGCUAUCCUUUUUUGUCAUGUUAUCUGACUGGUUACUUGGAUGUUCUGGAACUUGUGGUGUAUAUGCCCCCUGAUUGGGGUUUUGCAGAUAGGGGAAAAAUGGCCUUUGCAGUUGGAAGAUGCCUUCAAAUUCUGCCAUGCUCUAAUUUUUCUUCUUCUUCUUCAGCUUUCCUUGGGAAGAACAAUGGCAGAUUAUGGGUAACAUAUUUGCCUGGUAGAGAAGGAUAUGGAAGGCAUUACUCUCGAGCUGUGGUUCAAGCCCAGCAACGCCCCACAUGGCUUCCUGGCCUUGACCCUCCCCCCUACCUGGAUGGAAGCCUAGCUGGAGAUUUUGGGUUCGACCCACUUGGGCUUGGCGAGGACCCUGCAAGCUUGAAGUGGUAUGUGCAGGCUGAGUUGGUUCAUGCUCGGUUCGCUAUGGCUGGAGUUGCUGGAAUUCUUGUUACCGAUUUGUUCCGGGUAACAGGAAUCAUCGAUUUGCCAGUGUGGUAUGAAGCGGGUGCCACAAAAUUUUCAUUUGCCAGCACCAGAACUCUGUUCAUAAUCCAACUAAUUUUGAUGGGAUUUGUAGAAACCAAAAGGUACAUGGACUUCACUAAUCCAGGAUCUCAAGCCAGAGAUGGCGCUUUCUUUGGGAUGGAAGUUGCACUUGAAGGUUUAGAACCAGGAUACCCAGGUGGCCCUUUGCUGAAUCCUCUCGGCCUGGCGAAAGACAUAAAGAAUGCUCAUGAAUGGAAGCUGAAAGAGAUCAAAAAUGGAAGGCUUGCAAUGGUAGCCAUCCUUGGCUUCUUCGUGCAAGCACAGGUGACUCACGUUGGCCCGAUCGACAAUCUCGUGUAUCACCUCUCCGAUCCCUGGCACAGAACGAUUAUUCAAACUCUUGCUGGAUCUGGUUAAACCAAUGUAAAUUGAUCUCUUGAUUGACCAACUUGAAAUCCUCCCCAAUUAUGUCACAAAUUCAUUCAACAUUCCAUUUACUUGUUUAUGGAAAAGCUAUAAUUGGGAAGGAAAAACCUCCUGCAA